GUCGUGGAUCUUUGAUUAUUUCCAACUCCCGGAAGACAAGAAGCUGCAGUAUGCCUAUGCAUUCCUUGAGAUUUCGCCUGAUGCUUCAGACCAAGAGGUCGCCAGAGCGUACCGUGAGAAAGCACGCCAGGUCCACCCGGACAAAGGUGGUUCUGACGAAGAGUUCAAAAUUCUCGCAGUACAUGUUGAGGUAAUCAAGGCACACCGUGCCCGCACAGCGAGUGCUGAUAGCCCAAAGUCGGCUGAAGCGCAAGGGUGCAGUGCUCCUGCCCUGUCGCUUGCUCAGGUCUUUCUGUGA
Symbiodinium necroappetens is the source of this 298-nucleotide messenger RNA. NCBI's taxonomy places the organism in Eukaryota, Dinophyceae, Suessiales, Symbiodiniaceae. The record is from the annotation of a GenBank genome assembly.